CUGACAUUAACCGGAAAUACCUCUUUGUCGAUGGGUAAAAAGAUGUCAAGUGUACUAAACGAAAUGAGUGUUGCUGGAAGAAGAGUACGACCGGGAUACAUAUAUUAAGACGUUGGAUAGUGCUGAAGUUGUACUAACCUGGCACAAGGAAGCCCAUUUGUUUCUUAAAGGAGAUGAACAUGUUUACCUACACCAAACGCUUGGUACACUUACGCGUACUGAUUCAGGCUUUGCUCUUCGUCGCCAAGAUGACGGAAAUGAAUAUGUUUUCGACAUUGAGACUUUAAAAUUGAAGCACGUUGCGUCCUUAACUGACGGCAGUUGGCUAAAUUUGGAGUACAAUCAGAGUUUAUUAACGACCAUCCGAUAUUCUGUGGGAUCAUAUGUCGUAGUCAGAUAUAAUAUUCUAAACAAAAUACAGUCAAUGGAAUUGUUAAAUAGUACAGCAAAUGAAAAAGUAGUAUACGAAUAUGACUUUAAAGGGGAACUACUUACAAGCGUACGAACAAAUUCAGAUUCAACUACAUACACAUACAACCCUGACAAUUCAUUAAAUACUAUUUCUUUUGAUGAUGGCACAAGAUUUGAGUUCGACUACAACAAUUUAGGCCACGUAAAAUUUAGACGAUAUUUUAUUUCUGAUAAAGAAGUAGACAGACAAGAAUAUUUGUACACGGAUGGCGGAAUGCUUUCAGUAUAUUCUUGGCCUGCUGCCACAGGUUACAAUUUAACAUAUUCUGAAUCUGGAGAAAUUAUUGCAACUCAUCGCUUAGGUUUCCUUCCUGAAACUGUUGUAACUACAAAAUCCGCGCAGAUAAACUAUGAGGGCGAUCAUAUUGUAACAAAACGUACAUUUGGAGUGAAUUCGAUACUUAUUGAAGAUGGCAAUAGGGAAAACAUAAAAGCUCAUUUUAACAAACUCGGUCAGCUUAUCCAAUUUAAAGAUGGACGAGACAACGUUUACGAAAUAAGUGUGAACUCAAACGGAACUAUUGACACUGUAAAGUUUCCAGAUGGGACAAACAAGACGUAUAUUUACUUUCAAAAUGGACACCAAACCAUUACACAAACAAGUGCCAUUAAUGUGUAUGAAUUCAACGAAAAGAACAGAUUAGUUUUUAAAAAUAUCGGCGAUAAUAUGAUUACAUUGUAUGAAUAUGAUAGUAAUAGUAACCUUGAGAGAGCAAGAAAUAUUCUAGCUGAGAUUGUUAUUAGCUAUUCGGACACAAACGUAGCAAGUGUGGCAUAUCCGGAUAAAACUGUUUACUAUCGAUACAAUGAAAGAAAUCAGAUAAGAGAAAUCUCUACCAAUGACGGAUAUCUAGUCAAGUAUGACUUCAAUGAUUUAGGACAGAUGACUCGAGUUUUAAGGGAAAAUGGUGUAGUUUUAGUAACGGCCGAAUAUUAUGAAAAUGGAAAGCUGAAGAAGAAGACUUUGGGAAACAAUGCUUACACCGUCUACGACUACGAUCCCUCGUCUACAUUGUUAACGUCUCUUAAGAACUUCUUUCCAAAUGGGUCUCUGGUUUCUCAUUUUACAUAUACUUACUCGAUCAGAAAUCGGCGGAUUGCCGUAACGUCACAAGAUGGAACUUGGAAAUUCGAGUACGACAAAGCUGGUCAGGUGACGUCAAUGACAGAUCCACAUGGCAAUGUUACAAGGUACAGUUACGACGCUAGCAAAAACAGACAAUCUGUGUCCAUCAACAACUUCGAGGAACAAAACACAAUAAAUAAAAUGAAUCAGUACGUAAAAUAUGGUAGUACCUCGUAUGACCACGAUAAAAAUGGAAACCUGAUACUGAAGAACGGAUCGUCUGGAAACGAAGUUUUCAAAUAUGAUGAAGAAAACAGACUUGUUGCUUUUCAUUCAAACGGAACAACAUGCUCCUUCAAGUAUGAUGCUUUCGGUCAUUUGCAUUCAAAACAAUGCAAUGGUCGAGCUACCCGUUAUGUCGCAAACAUCCAGGGACUCUAUGGUACAGAUAUUAUUGAACAGAUUGAAUCUAUAAAUGGUGUUGGGUCUACCGUUCGCUUUUACCACGGGGGUGAAAAACUCGGACUGAUUGCUUCUACCUAUGAUAACGGAAAUGUCGACUAUUUUAUGUAUGAUGCAAUUGGGUCCGUUGUGAACGUGCUGUCGGAAAAUGGUGCCCUUGUGAACUCAUACCAAAGGGACCCGUUUGGUAAUGCUAUAGAAUCAGUUGAAAAUGUGCCAUCAAUGUUCACGUUUGUUGGACAGUGGGGUGUGGUUGAUAUAGAAGAGAUUCCCGACGUAUUUUAUAUGAGAACACGAUUCUAUGACUCAAACACGGGUCGAUUUUUGAGCCCUGAAACAUUUGGUUUUAGUGCUCAUAGCACAAACUUGUAUGCAUAUUGUGCAAAUAAUCCAGUAAUUUACAAAGACCCAAAGGGUACACGUCCAUGGUGUUUACGUAUGUUGAGAAUGGCGACCAAAGGAGCGAUAACAAAUUUGUUGGAAUUAGGCUUGAAUACUCCUACCAAUAAACGGACAUUUGGAGGAGCCGCAGUUGAUUGGGCCAUCAGCGGGGUUGUUAAGCCGUUCAAAAAGAUAUUACCAGGCUGGGAGAUGGAUGUUGAAUCAGAUGUCGUGUGCAUAGCGGGAAAAGCCACACAGAGGUGGUUUAAUAAUGAGCCAUAUUCUUGGAGAGACUCCUCAGAAGAAUACGGAAAGAAACAGCUAGAUCGUACUCAGGCUGUAUUGGAGGAGAAAUUUCCCCUUUUUAAACAGUUAAACAUAGUGUGCGGUGCCGUUGAAAAGUAUUUAGGUUACAGUGGAGUGCCAUGCGACUGGAAAGAUCGAAUUAAAGAUUUAUUUUACAAAUUGCUUGACGAUAUUAUCAUUUGGAUACAAUCAAGAGAUCCGAACGAUAUGCUUGGUCCGGAUGGCUACGGACCGGCCCGUUUUAUAUCCAAGGAUUUGACUCUGAAAUACACUAUCAGAUUUGAAAACGACGCAAACGCCACUGCACCAGCACAGCGCGUGUAUGUCGAACACAAAUAUAAUGAGCACUUGGAUGCCAGACACUUUGUUCUCGGAAAGUUUGGCUUUGGCAACUUGACGAAGGAAAUGCCAAUAAGGAGUAAAAUUUAUGAGGAUACCAUAGACCUCACGAAAGAACAGGGUAUUGUAGUCCGAGUGUUUGCUGGGCUUGAUGUAGUCAAAGAAGUUAUUGCUUGGGAGUUCCAGACUAUAGAUCCAAAAACAGGAUUGGCUCCAAUGGAUCCUGGGAUUGGCUUUCUUCCACCCAACAAUGGAACAUCCGGGCAAGGAUUUGUGAGUUUCAGUAUUAAAUCAAGAAUAGAAACCCCCCAUCUGUCAGUGAUUCAUGCAAACUCCUCGAUAUUCUUUGAUCAAAAUGAACCGAUAGACACUCCAGAUUUAUUUAACACGAUCGACGAUCGGUACCCGAUUAUUAAUGGGUCGAUUGUACCAGGUACAGAGUCUCGGGACUCAGUAACAUUGUCUCUCCGGGCUUUAGACUCAGGUUCAGGUGUCCAACGCAUAGAUUUAUUCAAGAGGGAAGGUGAAAGUAUCACUUUAUAUAAAAGUAACAUCACCGAUGCGAUAUUUGUUCUUCAAUUGGAAACAAACCUUCCACAAACCAUUUUACCAGUGGCUGUUGAUUUUGUUGGAAACAGAAUUGAUUUACAAGAUAUUGACCGAGAGUCAGCCAUCACAGUCAAAGUGACCAUAGAGACAACACCCUGUGAAUGUUCUGGUAAUGGUAACUGCUCAGAGGGAACGAAUUUGUGUGAGUGUAUGAAGGGAUUUUAUGGAACCUCUUGUAACAGAACUACACCUCCAGUUGAACCACCAGUGCUUGAGGUUAGAUCAACACCGGGGUAUGCAAGAGAACCAAUAAAACUCUUCAUCUCAGCUCGCAAUAUCUCGGGUGUUUUGGAGGACCUCUCAAUUGUUAUAUCGAACAUUCCUCAGAACACAUUAUUCUCUAAGGGCGCUUCCAAAGGUGAUGGAAACCUUUACAUAGACGCUUCUGAGUUUGGUUACAUCAACAUGACGACCGAUCAGUACGGUGAAAUUGACCUUAAAAUAACUGUAAUGCAGACUUUCAUCGACCAGAAUUUAUCAAGGUCUACUGUUCUUCGUCUCUUUAUUUAUCCAUAUUUUGAAACAGUGUCCGUCCAAUUUGCGGCAUGCCUUGCAGAAGACCAAAACAACUCCGUCAUGUUUAGUUCUAGUGUCUCGUUUGUUGGAAUGUCUAAGAUGGAGAUAAAACAAAAUAUCUGA
This is a messenger RNA of Mya arenaria, 4273 nucleotides long. RefSeq lists its product as uncharacterized. The transcript has 16 exons. Gene Ontology annotation, molecular function: protein heterodimerization activity; protein homodimerization activity; cell adhesion molecule binding. The record is from RefSeq and is a predicted model, not a curated record. Gene Ontology annotation, cellular component: neuron projection. Gene Ontology annotation, biological process: neuron development; heterophilic cell-cell adhesion. Bases 425 to 4273 code for a protein of 1282 amino acids. Lineage: Eukaryota; Metazoa; Mollusca; Bivalvia; Myida; Myidae.